Molecule: messenger RNA, 648 nt
Organism: Nothobranchius furzeri (turquoise killifish)
Lineage: Eukaryota; Metazoa; Chordata; Actinopteri; Cyprinodontiformes; Nothobranchiidae
Gene: atp5pd
Product: ATP synthase peripheral stalk subunit d
Biological process (GO): proton motive force-driven ATP synthesis
Molecular function (GO): proton-transporting ATP synthase activity, rotational mechanism
Source: RefSeq, a predicted model, not a curated record
UACUCAUCUUGUCCGCUAGAAGGCGGUAGUGAGUUGUGCAGCUUUUUAUCCAGAUAAAGGCACUUCCGCUGCUUCCUGUCACAGACACCGCUUACUGCUGCGAGAGUAAAGAUGGCAGGCCGCCGUGCAGCCCUGAAGGCCAUUGACUGGGUAGCCUUUGCUGAGCGGGUUCCACCCAACCAGCGAAGCAUGUUCAACGCACUGAAGACUCGGAGUGAUGCCAUUUCUGCCAAACUAGCUUCCCUGCCAGAGAGUCCUGCAGCCAUUGAUUGGAGUUACUACAGGAGCGCAGUGGCCAAACCGGGAAUGGUGGAUGAAUUUGAGAAGAAAUUCUCAGCUCUGAAGGUCCCUGAACCUGUGGACACUCAGACGGCUAAGAUCAAUGCACAGGAGACUGAGGCUAACAAAUCUGCUUUAGCGUACAUUGAAGCCUCAAAGGCCCGCAUCACCAAGUAUGAAGAAGAGCUGGAUAAAUUUAAGAACAUGAUCCCCUUUGAUCAGAUGACCAUUGAAGAUCUCAAUGAGAUCUUCCCAGAGACCAAGUUGGACAAGGUCAAAUAUCCUUACUGGCCUCACAAACCUAUUGCUGACUUGUAAUCCGACUUCUGGACAUGUACUUAACAUUAAAGAAUAUGUAUUUUAAAGAGA